ACCCCGUAAAAGUAACUCCGUAAAACCUUGUGUUUGUGUCUUCCACCACUUACACCUUUUUGAAAAAUCAAACACCAUUAAUUAAUUCAAAUUUAUUAUUAUUAUUAUUAUUCUCCUAAUUCCUCAUCCAAUAUUCAUUCAUUCGACGUGCUCUCCUCUUUCUACUCUCCAACUCUACAUGUUUGAAUUUUCGAUUUUUUUUUUCAACUUGUCCCUUUCCUUUGUUUUGGUCAAAAACCGAACACCUAACCGUUUUAGUGGCUUAGUGCGUGUUUCUUUGACAAAGUGGGCUUGUUUCUUCAAAACCCUUUACCCUGUUUGUUUCAUUAACUGCUUCAAGUGAAAAACUUGCUUGCUCUUAGGGGAAACAAGAGGUGGUUCUUCUUCGCUACUUUCAUUCAUGGGGAAGGUCACAACAACUUCUUCAACGCUGCCGCCUUUGUCUCAAGAAACUUCCAAUUUUGAUGAGGUUUAUAUGCAGCAAAGCUUGCUCUUUGAUGAUAGUCUCAGGGAUUUGAAAAAUCUGAGAACGCAGUUAUAUUCGGCAGCUGAAUAUUUUGAACUUUCGUAUACCAAUGAUGAUCAAAAACAGAUAGUUGUAGAAACACUGAAGGAUUAUGCUAUCAAAGCUCUUGUAAAUACAGUGGACCAUUUAGGCUCUGUGACCUAUAAAGUUAAUGACUUGUUGGAUGAGAAGGUUGUUGAAGUUUCUGGAGCAGAGCUACGUGUAUCUUGUAUUGAACAGAGAAUAAAGACAUACCAAGGGUGUAUGGAUCACAAGGGGAUUACCCAACAGUCGUUGGUGAUCAGUACUCCAAAAUAUCACAAGCGUUAUGUCUUGCCAGUUGGGGAGACCAUGAUUGGUGCCAACCUCACGAAGUCAAAAUAUGUUGGAUGCAGCCUUGAGGACGAAGAAGAGUGGCCUCACCUUAGAAAUGUUGUUCGAGCUACAAUUAGAGAAACGCCAACAUCUACAACGACAAGUAAAGGGCGUUCACCGUCACCUUCUGUACAACCUCAAAGACCUGGACCCUUUUCGUUCACUUCGACAAUGCCCCAAAAAGAUUUAGAGAAACGGUCUGUUUCACCAUACCGUUUCCCGCUUCUACGUAGCGGAUCUCGGUCAAGUAAACCUUCAACACCGAAGAUGAGCAGAUCAACUACUCCAAACCCAAGCAGACCAAUCACACCAAAUCCUUCUAAUGCAGCAAAACAAAGGUACCCUUCUGAGCCACGCAAAUCGGCUUCAAUGCGAUUAUCUGCUGAAAGGGACAACGGAAAAGAGGUAGAACAAUAUCCGAGUAAAAGUAAAGGUCUCUUGAAGGCCUUAUUAAGCAGACGCAAGUCUAAGAAGGAUGACACACUUUAUACAUACUUGGACGAGUAUUGAUACCAUAGAAUCUAUAGAAAGAACAGAAAAUGUGGCGUAAAGUCUUGAAAACAAGUCAAUUUUUGCUUUCUAGUUUUACCCAUUUUGUUCUAUAGGCUGCACUUCUUCAGCAUUUCAUCUGAAGUGUAUACUGUACUUUUUAUUUUCCAGUACUUUACUAUUGCAAGAUCCCAAAAUUAUCUUGUGUAACAGUUCAGAAUUAUUUUAAACAUGGAUCAUGUAGUUAUAUAAUCAAAGUAAAUUUCACUUCAUUUCUCUUCCUU
This is a messenger RNA of Vicia villosa (hairy vetch), 1653 nucleotides long. RefSeq names its product protein ABIL2-like. The transcript is spliced from 10 exons. Bases 401 to 1390 code for a protein of 329 amino acids. The record is from RefSeq and is a predicted model, not a curated record. NCBI's taxonomy places the organism in Eukaryota, Viridiplantae, Streptophyta, Magnoliopsida, Fabales, Fabaceae.